AUGGGAUUUGCAAGUGGUCUAAGAGCUUUCCCCAAUUUUUUCUGGGAAGUCGUUGUAGAUGAUUUUGGUUGAGGCGUAUUUUCUGGCUUCUCCAAUUGUCAUGGAACCAACCCAAUCAGAGGAGGCAGUCCAUUAAUCUUGGCUUUGGUUAUGUGGUCUAUUUGCUCUUGUGUCAUCACAAGGUCAGAAUCUCUAAGUCUAAAAGCUGGACUUGCAAAUGCAGCUAAGACGAAGCCUAAGAAAAUGAUGCUUUUCAUAUUAUUGUUUCCCCAUAACUUAUCUUCUUAA
Blepharisma stoltei is the source of this 288-nucleotide messenger RNA. Lineage: Eukaryota; Ciliophora; Heterotrichea; Heterotrichida; Blepharismidae. The record is from the annotation of a GenBank genome assembly.